Messenger RNA from Bathycoccus prasinos, 2313 nucleotides. RefSeq lists its product with no specific name. The record is from RefSeq and is a predicted model, not a curated record. Gene Ontology annotation, molecular function: microtubule minus-end binding; gamma-tubulin binding. Gene Ontology annotation, biological process: microtubule nucleation; meiotic cell cycle; spindle assembly. The transcript is spliced from 2 exons. NCBI's taxonomy places the organism in Eukaryota, Viridiplantae, Chlorophyta, Mamiellophyceae, Mamiellales, Bathycoccaceae. The coding region runs from base 1 to 2313 and encodes 770 amino acids. Gene Ontology annotation, cellular component: centrosome; spindle pole; equatorial microtubule organizing center.
AUGAUAUCAGACUUACUACUCGCUCUUUCGGGAAUUCCGGGCGAUAUCAUCGUCCACGAGUCCUACACAUCACCCACAACGCCGGACCGGUUUAUCAUCAGCUCGAGAGCGAUGGAAAUGGACAUCGUUCUGCCAUUUGAGAGAGAUUUGGUGGAAAAACGACUCUUACCACUCGCGUUUGCGGUGAAGGUUUUGAAAGAGUUCGCAGAACGAGAGGAUGCGAAAAGAAGGAUGAGAAGUAGUGAUGAUGAUACUAACGGUGUGAGUAUUCAGUCGGAGCAUCAUUUGUGCGCGUACCGGCGCGGAUUACUCUCCGGCAUAGACCAAGCGGUGUUACAACCGUACGAGGAGCGGUUGCUCCUGUUGGAGCAGAAAAUACUGAAAGGCCAAAUCGAACCGAACGCGAACGCGAUCGAGGAAUUUUUAGGCGAGUUUACAGUUUCUGUUAUAGGUACGAUGGAUGCGUUGAAGAAGAUAAUCGAGGAGGAAGAAGAGGAUGGAUUUUACGGCGCGAAACUUUUGGACGAACUCGCGUUUCGGUAUCGCCAGUGCGGGAGUUUCGAGACGAAGCGAGCGUUGAGAAUUUUGAGGAGGUUUGCGAUGCGAGCGUUUUAUGGGCACUGUUUCGUGUGGCUGGCGUUUGGGACAGUGGCAGAGGAGCAGCAGAUUCGGAGGGAUUUUGGUGGACGACGACGACGGGAAGUAAACAAUAAAGGGUCGUUUUUUAUCGGCGCCGUGAGAGAGGAAGACGUGAUGACGCAAAGGCUGGAGAGGCUCGAAAUGAACGAAGAAGAAGAAAAAUAUGAUGAUGAUGAUGAAAAAGAAGACUCGAUGAUGAGGAACGCAGACGAAGAAUAUCAAAUCAGGUACUUUCAAGACGACGAUUACUUGGAGAAUGCGAAAAUAUUACCAACCGAUGGCGGCGCUUCGGCUUGGCGCGACGCUUUCGCGGUCAAAAUCGAGCAAACACCGAAACGCAUGUCCGCGAGCGACGCCGAGGCGGUACAUUUCGUAGGGAGGUGCGUGAGAGCGUUACGGUUACAUCGAAGAGCGCUCGAAUUGCGAAGACGUAAGAAGUUUGGGAGCAUUAAGGAGACGAACGCGAAAAAAGCAGACAUCGAUGCUUUCCUAGAGGAACACGCGAGAGAAACCGGGAAGGAGAUUGAAUCGCUCGUGUUAGGUAUUCGUGAUGAUGAAUCCAAAAACACAGAGAAGAAUGAAGCCGCAAAAAACGACGGCGAGGACGAUUUCGACGAUUUUACCUCUCUCGCUGUUGUCGUGAACAAAGCGAAACGAAGAGUUUCCAAGAAACUCGGCGAAGUCAUCGAUUCAGAAACCUACGACGUGAACGACAAAUCCGCCUCGUCGUCGUUCGUAACGGAAACGUUCGCGUCUUUGCGAAACUUCUUUCUGUUACAAAGAGGUGACAUCUUUUCCUCGCUUUUGGACGACGAAGAUUCAAUCUUUAUCGUAUCCGGGAGCGAAAGGAGUGGUAUGAAAUCAGCGAAGAAACGCAUUGAAUCGGCGUGGGAAGAUGCCGUCGCCGAUAACAAGUACGACGGCGCGAGCGAACGAUUUUCACUUAAACGAGGCGACAAAAAAUAUUUUUCGGAAACAAAUGCUGUGAGUUCGUGCGAUGGAUUUGACGAUGUCUACAUGUCCUACGAGAGGACAUGGCCCGUAGGUUUACUCGUAACGGACUUUGCGCUCGAGAAAUACGGUACGAUUUUCAAGUCUUUGUUUCGAUUGCGUCGAGCGAGAUCCGCGUUGUCGCGAGUUUGGCAGAAUAUCAGCCGACACAAUCGAUCGAGUGUGACGGCUUUACAAAUGAGCAACAAUACCGGUACUGGUUUUGAAACCGACGCAAACGGCGUUAUUCUUCGCUCGCGAACGGCGAUUGAUUUUGCAUUACGAAACUGGGAACAGUACGCGAGCGAGGACGUCAUCGCUCACCGAUGGUCGUCGUUCGCGCAAUCCAUGACGUCGAGUGCAGGAGACGGCACUGCCGUUGACUUCGAGAAAGCGACCAAGGCACACAGAGAAUUUAUUGUGAGCGUAUCGCGCGAACUUUUCGUGAAAGAUGGGAGUAUGGUUAGGAAAAAGAAGAAAGACGCGAGCGACGUCGAGAAAGCAGUGGCGGAGAUUUCAAAUUUAGCCUUUACGUUGGAACUUCUCAGUCGAGAAUACAGAGAUAUUAACGAUAAAGAAAUUGAGGAAGAAACGAGCGAUGAACAAAAAUUAGUGCACCGCACUUCUCUGCUCGGCAUUGCGAAGCGAGAUUUUAGGGGUCUCGGAUGUCGCUUUGCACGAUAA